UCAAUGACGAAGAUGGCAGCUGAUGAUCAAGAGCAACAGCUUGUUCUCCCUAUUCUUCUCCUUCUAGCUUCACUCUUCAUUACUCUCAAAUAUUUUAGAUCUCCAUCUUCAAAACAGACCAAACUUCCACCAGGCCCAAAGCCAUGGCCAAUUCUUGGAAACCUUCUUCAGAUCGGCGAAGAUGCUCACGCUUCAAUGACUCGCUUCGCCCAAGCCUACGGACCUCUAAUCUCGCUCCGGCUCGGAGGUCAGCUCCUCGUCGUUGCGUCGUCUCCCGAUGCUGCCGCUGUGGUCCUCAAGACCCAAGAUCGGCUUCUAUCUGCUAGAUACAUUUUUCAAACGGUUCACGACGAAGCUCUUCAUCGUGAAUGCUCUUUUGUUUUCUCUCCCGAGUGCAAUGAUCGUUGGAGGAAGGUGAGGUCCAUUUGUAGAGCCAAUUUGUUCACGGCUAAAGCAAUAGACUCACAGGCAAACUUGAGAAGAAUGAAGAUGGAUGAAAUGGUUGAGUUCUUGGUGUCCAAACAAGGAUCUGUGGUCGAGAUUAGAGAUUUUGUGUUCACAACCGUUUUUAACAUUCUCUCUAACUUUAUCUUCUCAAGGGACUUGUUUGAUUUCGUUGGUGAUGGAUUCAAUGGUAUCAAAGCAUCUUUGAAGAAGAUGGUGACUUUGGGUUUGACUCCAAAUUUAGCUGACUACUACUCCUUGUUGAGAAAUUUAGAUCUCCAAGGUCUUCGGAAGAAAGCUACAAUCUACAGGAAGCAGAUAGAUUCCGCAUGGAAAGAGCUUAUUGACGAAAGAAGAAAAAUCCAUCUUCAAAAUUCUCCUAAUUUUGUUGCGCGUGACUUCUUGGAUGUCUUGAUUCAAAGUCAAUUCAACGAUGAGCAAAUCAACCAUUUGAUUGUUGAAAUUUUCUUGGCUGGUACGGAUACAACUACCAUGACGGUGGAGUGGGCAAUGGCAGAGAUGCUGAAGCAGAGAGACAUAAUGGCAAAAGUGCGAGAAGAGAUGAAAAGGGAAAUAAAUAACCAAAGCACUGUUGAUGAAUCCAAAAUCUCUCAGCUCCAUUAUCUGUGGAAGUGUGUGAAAGAAACUCUAAGACUACACCCACCAGCACCAUUUCUUCUUCCUCGUGUAGCUCCAACAGAUUGUGAGCUUAUGGGAUACUCAAUUCCAAAAGACACUCUCAUUUUUGUCAAUGUUUGGGGAAUUGGAAGGGACCCUUCACUUUGGGAAGACUCCUUAUCAUUCAAUCCUGAAAGAUUUACUGAUUGUGAUGUGGACUUUAAAGGUUAUGAUUAUCGAUACCUUCCAUUUGGAGGAGGGAGGAGAAUCUGUCCUGGACUUCCAAUGGCGUCUGUGCAAAUUCCUUUAAUCUUAGCCACCUUAAUUCACAACUUUGAAUUGUCUCUUCCUAAUGGUCAGGAUUUUUCAAAGCUUGAUUUGGAUGGGAAGCUAGGUGUAACAUUGCAGAAGAAAAAACCUCUCCAACUCAUCCUUCAAAAGAGGUUAUGAUAUGACCAUCUCCCAUGUCUUGAUGAAAUAAAGUGUCUUUUUUUAGCCCAAGUUGCUCAUGCCCCCUCUAUUUUAUAUUUGAAUUAAUAAAGGUCAAAUUACAAUUUUCGUUCUUA
Momordica charantia (bitter melon) is the source of this 1628-nucleotide messenger RNA. RefSeq names its product putative (S)-N-methylcoclaurine 3'-hydroxylase isozyme 2. Gene Ontology annotation, molecular function: heme binding; monooxygenase activity; oxidoreductase activity, acting on paired donors, with incorporation or reduction of molecular oxygen. Lineage: Eukaryota; Viridiplantae; Streptophyta; Magnoliopsida; Cucurbitales; Cucurbitaceae. The record is from RefSeq and is a predicted model, not a curated record.